CGGAUCGACCUACGGGGUGUCUUUGGGAGGGAGGGUGUUGCUGAAAGGGUCUGUCCCUCAUUUCGCAAACUGCGUCUCUAUUCCCUGUUCCUCCGGGUUUGUGAGCUGCCGUGUAAAAGCUGGUUGUGCCGUGGCGGAUACGAGGCGAGAUUGUUGUGUUUGUUUGCCCCUUUGUGAGAGUGAAGGGAAGGCCUUCCUGUGUGUAGGUGCUGAGGAGCCAGCUUCCUCUGGAUGUCCUGCCGGCCUGUGUUAAAGCGGUGCAGUGUCCCUGGAUGCUGCAGCCGCCUUUCCGGGUUGCAGUUCCCCUUUAAGAGCCUGUCUUCCCCCCCCCCCCCCUGUACCACCCGGCCCUUCUUUCCUCGGCUUGUCGCUGCUGGGAACCCACGUCAAAGGUCGCCUGGAGAUUUGUGACCAACCAUGAGAUCGAGGAGCGUUUCGCUUUCCCUUCCCGGAAGGAGGAGUCUCGGUUCGGGAUGUGAUUCACAGGCGGAGGAGCCCGGCAGCCGGCAGCCGCUCGGAACAGCCUUCCCCCCGGCUCGAUACUGACCCAUCCUGCCCAGAGCCUCGCCCAGCUCCCAGGCUCUGCCGCCUCCCUUUCCCUGGGAAAGGGGGAGGAGGGAGAGAGACACAAGGAUAGAGAGAGGGAGAGAGGGUGGAGAGCAGGGAGAGGUGAAUCUGCGGACCUUGUCAGACAUGUCUGAAGCUCUCACUCAGAGACACAUCAAGCAGGAGAGAAACGCCUACACCCCCCCAGUCAGCCCAGUGCCAGCGUUCAGCAGCACCGUUCACGGGAGUGUGUCUCAGGGCAGACGCAUGGAGGAUGGAACCUAUGCCCUACCCAAUCACCUCCGCCUGCAGCCUAUGUUCUGGAGUCGGUUGGACGUGGCUCAGUGGCUGAAAUGGGCAGAGCAGGAAUAUUCUCUGCGGCCAAUGGAGAGUGAGAUGUUUGAGAUGAACGGGAAGGCUCUGUGCCUGCUGACUAAAGAGGAUUUUCGAUAUCGGUGCCCGCACUCAGGAGAUGUCCUCUACGAGCUACUGCACCACAUUCUGAAGCAGAGGGAGUCCCCGGUCUGGUACCCCCCGUUCCUGCAGCCGGCCAGUGCUACACACAACCCAGCUGACAUCAUGCUGCACAAUCCCCUGGAAGACUUACUGCACAGAAAUGCCCGGCCCUCGGAGCUGGCGAGCCAUCGGAAUCUGCCUUCACUGGCACCACUCCAGAGAUUGGUCCGGUCUCCAGCUGGUGCCCAGCGACACUCUUCCCCAGAAGCAGAGCUGGAAAUCCCGCAGAGCCUUGCUCCAGCAUGUGAGAGGAACCCGAGCCCCAACUCGCAGGCAGAGAAUACGCACAGCUCCUCGCCAGACAUUGAGCAAAGACUGUCCAUCUCACCUGUGGAUGAGAACCACUGCCCAUCGGGCAAUGACAACAUGCUGCCAGCUCCCAGGAGAAAUCAUUCACCUGCUAUGGACACCUCCCGAGUUAUCCAGUUAAUCUCCAACUCCAUGAUGAACCCGGCAAUGGUCUCCAGCCGACAGCCCACAGAUAUCACCUCGAGGAUGGCCAACCGGAACUCUCACAAGGAGCGGCCUCUGAACUUAUCCCGGGAAGAGCUGUUAUACCGUAACCAUGUGAUGGUGCCCAUAUCAGCCCCAGAGGAGCCUGUGACCACACCCAUAGGCAGAAUUGCAGACUGCCGGCUCCUCUGGGACUACGUUUACCAGUUGCUUUCAGACAGCAGGUAUGAAGCUUUCAUCCGAUGGGAGGACCAUGAGUCCAAAGUUUUCCGAAUUGUGGAUCCGAAUGGCCUGGCCCGGUUGUGGGGUAACCACAAGGUAAGGGCGUUGCUUUGUGCUCUUUUGGGACAGAUCCAGGGAGGAGUGGGCCCUACUGUCAUUAGCUCCACCCCGCCUCCCCCGAUGACAACCUGAGCCUGAAUGUACCCC
Molecule: messenger RNA, 1944 nt
Organism: Chiloscyllium plagiosum (whitespotted bambooshark)
Lineage: Eukaryota; Metazoa; Chordata; Chondrichthyes; Orectolobiformes; Hemiscylliidae
Source: RefSeq, a predicted model, not a curated record